This is a messenger RNA of Xyrauchen texanus (razorback sucker), 4378 nucleotides long. Its product is annotated as arginine-glutamic acid dipeptide repeats protein-like. Gene Ontology annotation, molecular function: sequence-specific DNA binding; transcription corepressor activity. Gene Ontology annotation, cellular component: nucleus. The record is from RefSeq and is a predicted model, not a curated record. The coding region runs from base 802 to 4263 and encodes 1153 amino acids. NCBI's taxonomy places the organism in Eukaryota, Metazoa, Chordata, Actinopteri, Cypriniformes, Catostomidae. The transcript has 17 exons. Gene Ontology annotation, biological process: regulation of DNA-templated transcription.
UUACUCGAUUUGCACACGCCAGCGUUUUGCAGGCACCGCGGAUACUUUUGCAUUCUAGUGCGAACCGAGAUGAUUUUGAACUUGACAGCUCGUCUCGCUCGGCCACACACAAACACAUAAAGGCCAGCUAGGAGCCUGACAAGAUAAAAUUGGGCAGAUGUUGUGUAGAAACUGUUGCUAACUGUUAUGUAGUGCAUGCUGAAUACGAUGCGGUUCUUAACAAAUUAGUUUAACCCGUCUGUUAGGUACAUAUUUGUUUAAGGAAAUCAUUUUCUGUUUUAGCGUACUGUUUUCUUUUUCGAAAAAUGUCAAGAUAACGAAAGGUAUUUAUGCACGUCGAGGUUGAAAGUUAAUUCUACUGGUUUUGAUUUGCACUGUAAUUGAUUCUGCACGCAGCGAUUAAAUGAUUUAUCUGUAAAUGCAUAAACUGGAAGAGCAAGCACACGUUUAUAUAACCUUUGGAGGGAACGGAGCAGUCGGACGUUGAUUGGCUUGUUUCGCGAAGUGGGCGGGAUUUGGAUCGAUCAUCGCGACUGCUGAUAGGCAAAUCAGCUUUGAUGAUGAACACUGAAAGGAGGCGAUUUAAAUGUGUGGAAAACAGUGACAUGAAACAGUUCAGAUGACAGGGCGUGAAGUUUUCCAACUAAGCAGCUGAACAGUACACAAGGAGAGAUUCGGGUGGGACCAAGUCAUCAGGCCAAACUUCCUGAAUUACAGCCCCCACCUGCCCUGAGAUCAGAGUUUGUGACAGAAAAUGAAGAGCUGGUGUGGGCACCUGGGGUCAAUGACUGUGACCUCCUCAUGUACUUGCGGGCUGCCAGGAGCAUGGCAGCUUUUGCAGGAAUGUGUGAUGGAGGUUCAACAGAGGAUGGUUGCCUUGCGGCUUCACGGGAUGAUACCACCUUGAAUGCUUUAAAUACGCUCCAUGAAAGUCAGUAUGAUGCUGCAAAAGCCCUGCAGUGUCUGGUGAAGAAACCAGUUCCAAAACUCAUUGAGAAAUGCUGGUCAGAAGAUGAAGUGAAACGGUUUAUUAAAGGCCUCAGACAGUACGGCAAAAACUUCUUUAAGAUCCGCAAGGAGCUACUACCCAGUAAGAAGACUGGUGAGCUGAUCACAUUCUACUACUACUGGAAGAAAACUCCUGAGGCUGUGGGGUCACGACCUCAUAGGCAGCAGAGAAGGCAGCCAGUGUCUCGCAAAGUCAAAACUCGCAAUGCAACAGCUGUGACCAAUGCAACAUCACGCACUUCCUCGUUGGAGCCUAGUUCAGCCAGUGAAGAUGAUCUGGACAGUGAAGAUAGUGAGCUGGGGGGCAAAGGUCAAGCCUGCAGUCACUGUCUAAUCACUAACUCCAAGGAUUGGCAUCGUGGAGGGCGAGACAAUCUCUUGCUGUGCUCUAGUUGCUAUUCUCACUUCAACAAGCACAGACGCCUGCCGCCUGUUCCCAAACCAGCUGAUCCGCCCUACCUCUUCAAACCUGUCAAAGAUGAGGAAGAGGGGCUCGCAGUCAGACAUGGGAUGAAGACUCGUCGAAGCCGUGUGCCGCCACAUAUGUCAUCUCUUCGAAGUGGGCGAAACAGGCCAACUGGAAGCCCUGACUCAGGCAUGUCUCCCACCCCUGAAGAUGCGCGAUCUAAUGGACAGUCCCCCAGAGGCAGUUCUACUGCUGUGGCAACCAGGGCUUCCAUCUCUGAUAGCAAGAAUGGAGUUGCUGGGAAGACCAACAAGAAGAUUAAAGUCGAGGUAUCCGUUGUAAAGGGUGUGAAGAGAGAGAGAGAGGCCGCUGCUCCAGAUGCUGAUGAGCCAGAAAGGAAAAACAUGAAACGACCCAAGAGUCAGCAGGGUCCCGACUCCCCAUCAGAAGGCGAGGGUGAAGGUGAGAGCUCGGAUAGCCGCAGUGCCAAUGACGACGGCAGCAGCGACACUAAAGACAUCGAUCAAGACAACCGCAGCUCUUCCCCCAGCCUGGCCAGUCCCCUGCAGGCCAAUGAGAGUGAUUCAGACUCCCCAGCACCGCCCCCUCCACCUGGUACCACACCCCAACCCCUGCCCCAGCAGACUACUCCUACCCCAACAACAGAUACCCCUUCUCAAACACCACCACCUCCACCACCUCAGCCCUCUGUGCCUGCAUCCUCAUCUGCACCCUCUCCUGGAGCUUCUACUACCCCCUCAAAGCCAGCAUCUUCUGUGGAUCUUUCUCAGGAGGUUCCAUCUCCAAGCGCUUUCAGAAGUGGUCCCAAAGGCCUUGAAGCUCCCACCUCUUAUUCUAGCUCUUCAUCUCAGCAGGUGCAGGGUCAGGGGCAGUCUCUCUCUGCACUGUCCCAUCAUAAGCACCUUCCAGGCCAAAUGCAGAAUCCUUCAACUGGGGCCAAUCAGCCACCAGGGUUUACUCCCAGGGCGCUACACAUUCAAAGAGAGAGUUCAGUCCCUCCUCUUCCCCCUGCAGCAGCAUCCCAAAUCAAGCCACCUCCAACUACUCCAAUUCCACCCUCUCUCAAGCAGCCCUCUCACCUUCCUGCUCCUCCACCUCAUUUUCUCCAGAUCCACCCCAAUCUGCCGCCACCUCCUGCUUUGAAACCUCUCACUUCUUUGCCCUCACAGCACUUGCCUUGCUCCCAGCCUCCUCCAUUGCAUGUGAUUCCACAAAAUCACUCCUCUCAGCCAUCCCCUCUGACACAGUCACAGAGCCAGCAGGUUAAAGUUCACCCAAGUGGUGCCCCUCCGGUUGCAGCUAGUUCUCACCCACCUCUACCACAAAAUCGGCCCAACCCUGAGUCCACUGUUCCAUUCUCUGUUUACUCCUCUUCAGUUCCUGUCCCUGCUCAUCAACCCUCCAUGUCCUCUUCAGAAAGCACUCCUGUUGGACAGGCUCAUAUCAAAGAAGAGCCAAUUGAUGAAGAGGAGUGUGAUAGCCCGCCGCCUCCUCGCAGGAGUCCUUCUCCAGAACCGACAGUCGUUGAAAUACCAAUCCAUGCAAGCCAGUCAGCAAGAUUCAUCAAACACCUCAACCGAGGCUACAACUCCUGCGCUCGCACAGACCUGUACUUCACUCCUUUGGCCUCCUCAAAACUGGCCAAAAAACGAGAGGAAGCUACUGAAAGAUCCAGGAGAGAGACAGAGCUGAGUGCUCGACAAGGGCGGGAAAGGGAAAGGGAAAGAGAAAGGGAGCGAGAGCGUGAGAGGGAGAGAGAUAGACAGCGAGAGAGGGACUCUGAUAAAGCUUCUCGUGCUUCAAUCUCAUCACAUGAUGGUCGCAUUAGCGAUCACCUGCUUGCUGCCCAUGUGCAACCAGGUCGCCUAUCAUUUGAACCCCCUCCCCCCACAACCGUGGCAGCUGUUCCACCAUAUCUUGGCCCUGACACCCCAGCCCUCCGCACGCUCAGCGAGUACGCCCGCCCCCAUGUCAUGUCGCCCUCCAAUCGCAACCAUCCUUUCUUUAUGCAUCUUGGGCCAGGUGAGCACCUGCUAGCCUAUCACAUGCCAGGUCUUUACGCAGCAGACCCCGCCCUCCGGGAGCGAGAGCUUCGUGAGCUGAGAGAGAGAGAGAUCAGAGAAAGAAUGAAGCCUGGAUUUGAGGUCAAGCCUCCAGAGCUGGAGAACCCACUCCAUCCAUCAGCUAAUCCUAUGGAGCAUUUUGCUCGCCACGGAGCCCUGCCUCAUGUGCAUGGGCCACACCCCUUCGCCCAGUUCCACCCAGCCAUGGAGCGUAAUGUAGCAGCACCCCCCCGGCCGGAGAUAACCUAUGCUGAACGGCUGACAGCUGAGCGACUCCAUGCUGAAAGAAUGGCCUCUGUUGCCGCCGGUGACCCUGUUGCACGGUUACAGAUGCUCAAUGUUACGCCACACCAUCACCAGCACUCACACAUACACUCCCACCUUCAUCUGCACCAACAGGAUCUGCUCAACCAAGGCUCAGGUCCUCAUCCUCUGGACCCAUUAGCUGCUGGCCCCCCUCUGGCUCGAUUCCCUUACCCACCUGGUGCCAUUGCCAACCCUCUACUGAGUGAGUUACCCCAUGAGCACGAAAUGCUGCGCCACCCUCUGUUUGGGGCACCAUUCCCCAGGGACUUACCGGGACCCCUGGCUCCCAUGUCAGCUGCACAUCAGUUGCAAGCGAUGCAGGUGCAGUCAGCAGAGCUGCAGAGGCUGGCACUGGAACAGCAGUGGCUACAUGGACAUGCACACUUGCAUAGUGCUCCUCUACCAAGCCAAGAAGACUAUUACAGUCGUCUGAAGAAAGAGGGAGACAAGCAGUCCUAAAAUGAAUGACACCUACACUAUUGACUACAGAGUGGAUUCUGUUUUCAGGGUAUCAGACCUUUUAUUUCAGAAGUCCCUGCAUGGGUUCAUCCCUUUUUCUGCACUUAUUGACUCC